Molecule: messenger RNA, 2878 nt
Organism: Anopheles gambiae (African malaria mosquito)
Lineage: Eukaryota; Metazoa; Arthropoda; Insecta; Diptera; Culicidae
Product: 23 kDa integral membrane protein
Exons: 5
Coding region: 340-1029 (229 amino acids)
Cellular component (GO): membrane
Source: RefSeq, a predicted model, not a curated record
UCCCACUCUUUCUCACAAUCGUAAUCGUGGUUCCGAAAAGAACGGACGUACAUUGCGUGUGCUCCCUACAAAACGACGCGAAUCUACGCAAAGCCAGGCACAACAGAUUGUUGUCAGUGUGUUAGCGUGUGUGUGUGUGUGAUUUCGACGAUUGUACCACUUGUAAUAAAGUGCUAGAAAGUGAGUUUUGUAGUGCAGUUCUCUAACCAUCCUGUAGACAGUUCUUUCUCCGCCCAAACGCAAGCCAGACGAGCGCACGCGGUUGCGGUGCUACCCUCCAACCUUUGCUCUAUUUUUUGCGGGGCCUAACAACAACAACAACAACAUUCCUGUGGCAAAAUGGCGCUCAACUGUGGACAUUCGACGAUAAAGUAUCUGCUUUUCAUCUUUAACCUCCUGUGCUCGCUCUGCGGCAUUGCGCUGAUCGUGAUCGGUGCCGUUUCGCUGGUGAAGCUUGAGGAGCUGCGCGAGAUCAGCGAUGAGUACAACAUCGUCGCCCCGUCCAUCCUGCUGAUCGUGUUCGGCUCGGUCGUGUUUGUCAUCUCGUUCUUCGGCUGCUGCGGUGCUAUUCGCGAAUCCUACUGCAUGACCUCGACCUACAGCUUCUUCCUGAUUCUGCUCGUGAUCGCUCAGAUUGUGAUUGCGGUGCUGGUGUUUGUGUUCGUCGGUGAUGUGACCACCGCCAUCAAGAAGGGCUUCGAGCGUGUGUUUGAGAACCGUGACAACCCGGUCAAUGCCGAUCUGGUCAACUCCAUCCAGCAGAACCUGCAAUGCUGUGGCAAGCGUAGCUUCCUGGACUAUGGCGUCGCCAGCUUCCCGCAGUCGUGCUGCAGCAGCGGCGGAACCGCUCCGCUGUGCGUGCCGUUUGCCAGCGGCUGCCUGAGCCGGCUGUCCGAGUUCCUGGACAGUGCCGGUAACAUUGUCGCCUGGGUGUCGCUCGGUGUCGCCGCCGUCGAGCUGGUCGGUCUGAUCUCGGCCUGCUGUCUGGCCAACGCCAUCCGCAACCAGCAGAGAAGGUCUGGAUAUUAAAGCAUCCCCCCCGAGCCCCGUCUCUGUUCCUCCAUUCAUAUGACGCACACACCAUUCCCUCCAGUGUGCGUUUCCUUCAUGUAUCUUAUCCUUCCAAAAAAAAAAAAAAAAACCCCACAAAACCAAAGCGAUGUAGGAAAAGAACGAAGGCAAGAGAACCAUUUGUUCAUCUCCUCCUCAGCGACGUACUAACAGUGUAUAUCCUACCCAUAAACUAAACCAAAUCAUGCUAACAACGAACACCGAAUACUAAAACCCUCCCGUUUACUACUACUUACGCUACUUUCUCACCCACCCAACGUCGCCACGUGCGGAAAACAUCUCAUCUAAUGCAUUAUUCUGUGCUUUUUUAUUUAUGUCCUGUGCUCUUGUCCACGUUUUUCUUCUUUUUGUUUACCCCAAAAACAGAUACAGCUAAAAAGUGUGCGCUACUAUACGCUUUUUAGUAGUUCGGUGGGUGGUGUCGUCGUCGCCGUCAGCGUCGUCAGCGUCGUCGUCCACGGGUUUGAAUGUUUGCCAGUUAGGAGUGGGCGAAAAAGAAGAAAAACAAGAGAGAGAGAGAGAGAGAGAGAGAGAGAGAGAGAGAGAGAGAGAGAGAGACGAAACUUACACAAAAAUAGUAGUUAUAGCGCAUAAAAAGGAUACGCUUUGGGAGGCACACCAGGAAGAGAGGGAGAGAGCGCUAAAGCGCGGGCAGAUUUUUGUUGUUAUGUGUGGUUGUGUCUAUGUGUGUGUAUGCAUUAUUUCGUGUUCGUUGUGUGGAAUGUUGGCGGGGAAAAAAUGUACAAUACGCAACAAUCUGCAACAUCCUAAACGAAGCUGUAUGAUACGCCGGAAAAUGCGCAACAAUUCACGCCGAAAGGACAAAUCCGCAGCUGUGCGCGUGAGCAGAGAAAAAAAAACAGAACAAAACGUACAACACCACAAGUGCCGACCGCCGAAAUCGUUGCAUUAUCUACAUCAACACAUACACCAUUUGUCUACGGUGAGAGAGAGGAGGAGGAUCAGCCUUCAGAUCGUUCGGAAGUGUACGCAACUGGACGAGUGCGCAACAAACCACGUGCUCGCUAAUAUUCAACCGGUCAACUGCUACGCCUACUAUGAGUGUACACGUUGCUUGUCGUUUUGCAUUGCGCUGUCUUCUGUUCCGUUCUAGUGUGCAGCCAGGACAUACCAUCACAGAAGAGAGCAGGGCUUUUUCGCUAUUUAUGCUACUAUUUACUGUAAAGGAGUAUAUUUAUCCAUUCGGCUUAAUCUUUUUUUUUUGUUUUGUUUUGUGUAUUGGCUAAAAGGAGAAACAUCCUUUUGCAAGCCUCAUCCAUUCUGUCCAUUUUCUCAUUCUUUCUUUCCGAUCUUCGAAUAUUCCCGAGUGUGUGCGUGUAUUUGAUGUUCGCUAUUUUUUUUUUGUUUUGGAAAGGAAGAAACACUCGAUGUAGCAUUUAAGGUAAUCAAAAACAAAACACCUUUACUCGAACGAAUUGGAAAGCGAAGCAAAAUGAAGUUUAAUUUUUACGUUUGAAUAUUCGCAAACACACGCACGCGAAUGAAUUCAUAAAAAGGCGUGCUCAUUAAGAUAGAAACAGAACCUCGAAGCAAAUUGAAGCUGUUGAAGGAGAUAGAUUUCUUAUUGGCGAAACAAAAGUGUCCAUGAAACGAAGCUAAAAUUUAAUUUUCUAAUCAAACCACCAACUAUAAGAGUGACAACAAAAAAUUGAGAACAAAAAUACAAUAUACACUUUACUUUCUGUGAAGUAUUUGUGUGCGAUGCGUGUCUCGCGGAAGCACUGUUGAAUUUGACCAACAAACAUGCAGUUAAAAUAUAUACAUAUGAAGUAACUUUUGUCGUUAA